GGACCUCGGGCGAACCCGUAGCUGCUGUCUUUAGCCUAUGCCGCUGGUUGGUGUGUGCUUGACUUGUGUUGUCGCUUUUACAAGUAGUGUUCCAAGUGGAACUGAUUUAUCCCCUGGCAAGUUACUCGAGAUGUAUCGAAGACUUUCAUUACCUCAGCUUUUCUUAGCAACAUUUCUAGGAGUUGCUGGUGGGGUAUACAUAUACAAGCCAAUAUUUGAACAAUAUAUGUGGGAACAGAAAAGUCUGAAACAGGAAGCUCAGACUAUUGAGACAGUGGAACAAAAUGAGCAAUUGAGUAAAUAAAUAAAACUGUGCUUAAAUUAUG
Molecule: messenger RNA, 326 nt
Organism: Xenopus tropicalis (tropical clawed frog)
Lineage: Eukaryota; Metazoa; Chordata; Amphibia; Anura; Pipidae
Gene: pigbos1
Product: PIGB opposite strand 1
Exons: 2
Coding region: 38-304 (88 amino acids)
Source: RefSeq, a predicted model, not a curated record